AUAAACUGCCAUGCAUUCCAAUACAAAGAUAUAUACAAUCAACAUACUUAACAUACAGUCUCAGGCAGGCCGGCCGGCUUCUGAUUAAGAGGUGUAAAAACAUGGCGUCUACGAGAGUGAUGAUGGUGGCGGCAGUGGUGUUAUUGGCGGCGGCGGCGAUGACGGAGGCGCAGGAGCAGCAGCUUCCGUCGUGCCUUCAGAAGCUGACCCCCUGCGUUGACUACUUAAACUACACCGGGGAGCUGGCGCCGUGUUGCGCCGGGCUGAAAGAUGUGAUGGCUAACGAGGUUCCUUGUCUGUGCCAGUUUGCCAAGGAUCAUGGGCUGUUGAGCUACUCCAAAGUUGAAGGCGACGAAAGCCCCAGAUCGCCCUAUGAUAUUCCCCAGGAAUGUGGAGUCUCCGAUACCUUCGUCUGCGACGCAAAUGGUGCAGGGAGGAUGAUUGCGAGGACUGCAAUUUCAAGCUUGCUACUGUUGGGUGUUCUUUUCAUGAUGCUUUGAUAGAUCACAAAUGUGUUGAGUUCUUGGACUCCACAAAAUACAUAUAUUGUAACCUUUAUCUCACCAUGACACCAUUAUAUGUUAUGAUAAUGUAUUGUAAUAAAUUUCGGA
Molecule: messenger RNA, 611 nt
Organism: Ipomoea nil (Japanese morning glory)
Lineage: Eukaryota; Viridiplantae; Streptophyta; Magnoliopsida; Solanales; Convolvulaceae
Exons: 2
Coding region: 102-500 (132 amino acids)
Source: RefSeq, a predicted model, not a curated record